Messenger RNA from Penicillium salamii, 1092 nucleotides. Lineage: Eukaryota; Fungi; Ascomycota; Eurotiomycetes; Eurotiales; Aspergillaceae. The record is from the annotation of a GenBank genome assembly.
AUGGAAUUCGCUCCACCGCCCUCAGAGUCUCUGCCCGUGCCUGAUGCCGAAGUGCCUGUUGGGCCUGCUGUCACAGAAGCCGAAGAGGUCGUCCAAGGAGACCAGACGCCGCAGGCACAGGAGCCGCAGCCGGAGUCGCAGCAGGAACAGGAGAUCCCAACCGAGCACCCUGUCGAAAAUUCGGCGCCUGUCAUGGUCAAUAUCGAAGAACCGGCUUCUGACCACGCAAACAGCCGUGCUGCCUUCAAUAAUGGCUAUAACAGCGACUCAAAGGCGCAUUAUCAUUCCCGAUCGACCGACUUCCAUCAAUCUGCCCCCGAAUAUGCCGCCCAAGAUACAGACCAGUCCCGCCAAAACUCAUCUCCAUCCCUUAGCCACCACCCUUUACCUGUUCCCAACUCCAGACCCGGAUCUGGACUCUCCAGUGGCCCCGAACGUCCUGGUGCCUCUCAACAACAGCAGCAGCUGCAACAACAAGACCUCGGUCAGCGACAAGCGGCGCAGGCAAACAAGAAUAGUGUUGUAAUCAAAGUUGGCAUGGUGGGAGAUGCACAGAUUGGAAAGACCAGUCUGAUGGUAAAAUACGUCGAGGGCAGCUGGGAUGAAGAUUACAUUCAAACUCUGGGUGUCAACUUUAUGGAGAAAACCAUCUCUAUUCGCAACACCGAGAUCACAUUUUCCAUUUGGGAUCUUGGUGGUCAGCGCGAGUUUGUUAAUAUGUUGCCCCUUGUCUGCAAUGACGCCGUCGCAAUCCUUUUCAUGUUCGAUCUCACUCGCAAGAGUACUUUGAACUCAAUUAAGGAGUGGUACCGUCAAGGUCGUGGCUUCAAUAAGACCGCCAUUCCAUUCCUGGUUGGCACCAAGUAUGAUCAUUUUGUCAAUUUCCCCCGAGAAGAUCAAGAAGAAAUCUCCAUCCAGGCCAAGCGAUUUGCCAAGGCGAUGAAGGCCAGUCUCAUCUUUAGUAGCACUAGCCACAGUAUCAACGUGCAAAAGAUCUUCAAGAUUGUUCUGGCCAAAGCCUUCGACCUGAAGUGCACCAUUCCCGAGAUCGAGAACGUGGGAGAGCCUCUGCUCCUAUACAAAAACGUUUAA